GAUCUGUUAAUGUUGUUACACAGCGUUGUUCCAAACACAUUUUGUUAUUAUGUGUUUGUAGCGUCAUUGUAUACUGAUAGUUUAACGUUAUAGCAAUGCUGCUUUUAGCAAUAAUUAUUCGUUUUGGGAGCUUUUCACUGUUAGACCGUCAAAAGUCGUUUUUUGGGGGGAUUUAGGAUUAACAUUACGGUGUAUUACGUUUAGGAGAAGCCAAAUACAUAUCUGUGUGACACUGACUGACUGCUGUGUUCACUGCAAUGGCUCCUCUCAAAUUUGUCAUUAAGUGUGGGAACUUUGCUGUGCUGGUGGAUCUCCACGUUCUGCCCCUGGGCGGCCAAGAGGACACCAGCUGGUUUACUACGAACCACAUCGAGGAUGUUACAACUCUGGUUCGAGAUUCUGUGGACCAAAGGGUUAAGCAGUACACAGAGUCCCUCCACAAUAGAAGACAGCCCAAACAGAAAAAGGAGCUGGCACCUGCUUCAGCCUUUGUUGUGAAAGGGAAAAACUUCAACCUAGUUGCCAAUUUUCUGAAGCGCCACUCCAGCCUCAGAUGUAUUGUCAAGCAGCUCUAUGGGGAUUUGCGUGUGUUUCCUGAGCGCUAUGUUGUGUGUGUAAGCUGUCCAGAGGAUGCCUCAGCGCACCAUGGAAACCCGAGCCUGGCCGCGACUGAGCUGAGUGAACAAAGCCGAUCUGAAUAUUUUUCCAGAGUGGGAGAAACCCAAGAGCCUUUAAACAGCCCCACAAAAACAAAGAAGACUGUGCUUCAAAAGAUAGCCAAACAAGCUGGUGUCCAGCGAGAGCUCUAUGGUUCCAGUUUGGGGGAGCAGCAAAUUGACCAGAGAGCCUUUCCCAAAGACCAAAGAGGGGAACAUAGAGCUGGAGAAUCGGAAUCAAGUCCAAAAGAGACUGUUUCCAGCUCUGGACAGAAGUUCCUCCCAGAGGCAGAGCACCAGGUGCCUUGCUCCAGUGCCAGUGAGGCCGUGGCUCAGAUUGGGACAACUCGAAAGCAGGGUCUGACCCAGCAGCAGCAGGCUGAGAAUUGUCUUCCAGACAGCAUCAGUCCAAAUGGAGCCUCAGUAGUUUUCUGCCAACAUGAAAUCAGUCAGGAGACCAGUAAGAGCAAGAGGUAUAAGCCGAGCGAUGCAGGGGAAGACCCUCACCCACAGAGGUCCAAGAGGACAUGCCUUGGAAGUCCUCCAGCCACAAUGCAAACUCACUCCACUGAGUGCUCCACACAAACAUCCAAGCAUGACCUUCUUCUUCUGCCGCCCCUUCCUCCAGUCGAAGCCAAGGCAGAGUCCAAGGCUUUCCCAGUCUCCGAGUGCAAGAAAACCACACUGGAAGUAGAGCUGCUUACUCCAGGGAAACGGGCCCAGAGGCUCCCCCUCACAAGCAAUAACACGGCACAGACAAACCAAAACAGGCUGGCCGCAAGUCUGAGGGGCCUAUCUGUCAAGCCUGCAUCCUCAGGCUCCUCUAUUAGUUCCAGAUCCACACUCGGAGAGGAGGGGAGUGAAAAUGUGCCCAGAACCUCCAGAUUACGACGACUGAAGAGGUCCUGAGGGGGAGAGACAAGCUACAGUAAAGAUGCCUGACGCCACAGAGAUACAGAUGAUAUUGUGUCAGGCUACAUGUUUACCCCUCGCAGUCUCCUCAGAUGCCUUGUAUUUGUACACACGUCACAUUUUAAUAUGUAUUCUUCUCACAUAUGCUGUACAUGGAGCACACACAGACACAGCUCAAAUGCUGAACACAUUAUGGCAACUGAUACAUGAGCGUUUGAGUUACGCUUUGUCAAAUACUUGAAACAGACUUUGCCUCCACCCAUAAGUAGUGGUGGUCAAGAGAGGCUUGCAAAUGAAAGUCAAAAACCUUUAAUUGGAGUUUAGAUUUGGUUUUGUGUUAAAGAUUGGGGAUUUCAGACAGGCAGGAGCCAUGCAGUACGUCAUGGCUUUCAGUCUGAAACACUGGCUCCUACAUGUCUGAAAACUGUCCAGUUUCCCUGCUGAAGCUCUGGUCUGAUUGAUUGCUGUUUCCAGAUUUAUUUCAUCACCCUGUUUUCAAAAAUGUAUUUUCGUAGUUAGAUUUCAUUCAUAGACAAUUUUCUCAGUACUUAAAUGCUAAGCACCUGAAAUGUAUCUCUAAAUUUGAGCAUAUUAUAGAGCUUGUAUGUUGAACCUGAACCAAGUAUGUGUUGGUACAUGAUCAGUAUUGAAAUAUUAGUGGUUUUAUUUGGGAAUAGCAGGACAUCUACAGUUACACAGGUUAAAUUGUAGCUUCUGUCGACACCCUGACACUGUUAGGAUUCAGAGAGUCUCUGUGAGAGUUUUCACCCCAUUGGCCCAGGCCCAGAGAGAGUGUGGGGUAACCAGGGGCCAACAGUCACUCAUACUGUGCCCCCAUUCAAAGUCCAAGAUGUUUUACUUGAUGAUUUAAUGUUGUCUCAUUACAUUACUCUUGAUUUAUUUUUAUUCUACUGGAAAGACAUUUUAUGAUAUAAAUAAAUUUGUUUUUCCCAGGGAAAAAAAUCUCCGAAUCUCUGUGGAAAUAUGUAAAUAGGCUGAUAAUUUUGGGGAAGCAACCAGCAUGAAAUACCAAGUAGAUCUCUGCACAAUGUUUUGCUCUCACACAGUCCAGACUGAAUGAUGGUCAUGGCAAUUUGACAGUGAAAUUCUGUCCAACAACAGUGAUGUUACUAAUAAACCAGUGCCUGCUUCUCUGUUCCCAUUCUCCCUCAGUAUUAGCGGGUGUAAUCUGAGAUGAGUCACUCGCAGCAGCCAAUUCCGUUCUUAUCAAGGAGGAGACAAUAGUGAAAGUGACCCAAGUGUUUUAAGUCCUAACAUGUUUAAGGUCGUUCUCAAGAGGUGUUGAUAAUCUUUUGCCUCGGCGUUAAUCCUUUUAAACAGAUUCUGUUCAAAAGUACGAUUUAAGAUCAGCUCAACUCUACUCCACAAGGCUUCUCAAGCCUGCUAGUUUGAAAGGUUUUUAGUUAAGUCUGCUUCUUAAACCAGACCAACAAGGACAACAUUGUCUGAGGAUCAUGAGGGAGGGAGGGUAUUUUUGUCUUCAGGAUUGACUUAAUACAAGGAUGGCUUGCUACAACGUAAUCAUCUGUAAACACAUUUGGACAGGGACCUUUUUGAAGUCUAUGAUGUCUUUCCAGCAGCGGUUCCCACGCCAGCUGCUGAGAAACCUUUCAUAGUGCUCCGACAUGUUUGGCUUGAUGCAUCACAGAGACUCUUCACUCGCUCUCCAGAACAAAGACAACUUUAAUUCUCUUUUCAUACAAAAUAUUUAAUAAAUAUGACUUUCAAAAAUAUAUUGCCAGAUCAACACAUAAUUCUCAAGUUCAUAACAAGUCAAAAAUAGGACAAAAUGUUGCCAUGAUCUCAAAGGGUUAACAAAUGAGAUAAAACAUGUUUGUCUUUAAGAGCCUUAUUUUAAAAAGAAACAAAUGUGCACAGAAACAAAGCAGACUCUUGCGGAGCAAGGCAGUGUAUUUUAUCUGAUUCUACAGUGUUCCCAUUGCCCCCCUACUGUUCAAGUACUCGUGGUCUAGCUUAUGAUAUUAUGCUGACUAAAGCAGAUGGGAAUUCUGGCGUGUCGUUUUGAUGUGACUCGCCUUGCACGUUGGUGGAUUUUGACAGCCUUUGAAAUAUGUCAAUGGGUUAAACUGAAGCUGCUAAAGGAUUUUGUUCCCUUAAUCCAUUAGUGGCAAGCAAUAUGUCUGCCACCAUGUCCAUCCCUAAAAGCAGCCGUGAUCUUUUGUUGUCCUAACCUCACUUGCCUUCAAUCAAGGUCCUGGCAACAAAUAAUGAAAUGUCAAAUGUGAGGAAAAA
Thunnus maccoyii (southern bluefin tuna) is the source of this 3842-nucleotide messenger RNA. It is a transcript of the gene slx4ip, whose product is annotated as SLX4 interacting protein. Bases 258 to 1565 code for a protein of 435 amino acids. Lineage: Eukaryota; Metazoa; Chordata; Actinopteri; Scombriformes; Scombridae. The record is from RefSeq and is a predicted model, not a curated record. The transcript is spliced from 8 exons.